AUGAGCUGCAUCAAGGAUGUUCCAACCCUCAGAGGAGACAACUACACUGAGUGGAGGAAGAAGGUAGAUUUCGCCUUCGUAUGUGCUGAGGUGGACUGGGUUUUGGAGACCCCAAAGCCCACAAAGCCAAUAGAUCAUUUCAGAGAUUACAAGGAUAAUGAUGAUGCAUGGGAGAAAAAGAAAAGAGACCAUGCUCCAGUGGAGAUGGCAUACACUUUAGAGAACCAAAAGUGGCUGACAGCCGAUAAAAAGUGCAUGGCAUUUAUAAAGAACACAAUUGAGAAUGCCAUUUUGCUGAAGCAACUGAUGACAGAAAAGUACACAGGAGGUGGACAUGGCAGUAGAGAGCAUAUCCUCGGGAUGUGCAACAUGGUUGCAAAGCUGAAGCCCAUGGAUGAUGACUUGGAUCUUAAGCCUGCACUUCUUGUCCACCUGGUCAUGGCUUCAUUGCCACAACAGUUUGACACCUUUGUUGUCAACUACAACAUGUCUCCUAAAAAUGAGACAUAG
Molecule: messenger RNA, 510 nt
Organism: Lolium perenne
Lineage: Eukaryota; Viridiplantae; Streptophyta; Magnoliopsida; Poales; Poaceae
Source: RefSeq, a predicted model, not a curated record